AUGAAUGGGAUCAGCUUAGUAGGAAGUCCUUUGGGUAUGAUGAUCGCCCCUCCCGUGGUUCAGCAACUGAUCCAGCUUUAUGGUUGGCGAGGUGCUCUGGCUCUUCUCGGUGCUAUGUCGGCAAAUUAUUGCGUCUUCGCUGCUCUGGUAAGACCUCUGCGUACCAGAAACUCCUACACACCAAUAGCUGAUGGUGAGCCGAGCUCUACAACUAACCCAACUCCUAACGAGUCACUCUGUGAUAGUUGGAGACAAUGGGUCGGAACAAUGUGUGAGAAACUUGACCUCAAAAUAUUCGUUGACGAACCAGGAUUCGCCAUCACCCAGAUUAUUUUUUUCAUAAAUGGUAUCUUGUUCUUUGGUUGGCAUAUCUAUCUCAUCCCGAAUGGAACUGCUCUGGGUUUCAAUAAGACAAGAUCAACAUUUCUGGCUACCUUCUGGGGCUUUGGAAGCAUGUUUGGACGCCUUUUGUCCGGAUUUGUAAUCGACCAUGGAGUGGUGCAAGCACAUAAUCUCUUCGCUGGGUCGUCUUUCCUGCUGACCUUGGUGUGUCUCCUUGAUCCUAUCGCUGCACCAUCAUAUGCGGCAGUUGCUACCCUCGCUACUCUUGGUGGGUUUUGCUUUGGAGUACUCUAUCCAUUAAUGAUAGUCUUGUCGGUUAAUUUUCCUGAAGAAAGAAGAGUGUCUGCCCUGUCUUGGAUGUAUUUAUUCGGUGGUUUCGGACUGUCAGCAGGAGGUUUCAUUAUCGGUUUGAUAUAUGACGUUACUGGUGAUUAUGGAGUUGCUUUCUGCACGAUGGGAGUAAUUUCUGCUGUCAUGGGGGUGUUGUCUUUGACGUUGAUAACUACUUGCUUUCCAUGUAAAACUCAGGAUCUGGGGUUGGAUUGA
Messenger RNA from Asterias rubens (European starfish), 888 nucleotides. RefSeq names its product monocarboxylate transporter 12-like. Gene Ontology annotation, biological process: transmembrane transport; monocarboxylic acid transport. Lineage: Eukaryota; Metazoa; Echinodermata; Asteroidea; Forcipulatida; Asteriidae. Gene Ontology annotation, molecular function: monocarboxylic acid transmembrane transporter activity. Bases 1 to 888 code for a protein of 295 amino acids. The transcript is spliced from 2 exons. The record is from RefSeq and is a predicted model, not a curated record.